Molecule: messenger RNA, 7547 nt
Organism: Drosophila ficusphila
Lineage: Eukaryota; Metazoa; Arthropoda; Insecta; Diptera; Drosophilidae
Gene: Tob
Product: secreted protein C
Exons: 6
Coding region: 1330-3030 (566 amino acids)
Biological process (GO): regulation of gene expression
Cellular component (GO): cytoplasm; nucleus
Molecular function (GO): transcription corepressor activity
Source: RefSeq, a predicted model, not a curated record
UCUCAGUUACUAAACCGAUUUCAAGAACCACGGACGCUCCACUCGGCCCUUGCUGGUGGCGUGUGCUACAAUUAAGUAACGGGCAGAGACAUUUCACAAAAAUAAAAAACCAAAUAAAACCAAACAACCCAAAACGAAAUCAACAAUGAGAAACCACAAAAUCCCCAACAAAUCUAUUACAAACAAGAAAUGAAUAAAUAGACAGACAUCCGAGCACAUACAUAUACCCACACAAAAGUCAAAACGAAAAAAAAAAAAAAAACAAUAGCAUACCAGUUGGAACAAUUGGGGCUAUUUUAUAACUCGCCAAACCCUUCGUUCAAAUACAACGACGACCAGGAGACAACUAAAAAAACAAAGCCAGAAUAUCGGGCAUCGGCAAAUCGCACCGUUCUGUUGGCAAGAAAAUGUAAUACAAUAGUUAACAAAAAACACACCAAAUAAAGGACUCAAGACGUGCUUGCUGGAGACAUCAGACAUUUGAUUAAAGUGCAAGCCUUUGAAAACCGGUUAUUAAUGAAACCGUUUUAGAAAAGCGUGCUCGGAUUGCCAAAUCAGUAAGAAAAAAGAGAACCGACAGAUGCACCACCAAAAGGAAAAACAACCAAAUUACAUUGGUAUCACUGUUGCCAAAUAAAAGCCGACGACAAAAGACACAUACAUAUACAUAUGUACAUAAUUUAAUAUUCGGAUAUGCCUUGUAAAUACAGCAUAAAAAUUUAGGAUCUAGGCAACUACGCUUAAAACGACAACUGAAACCAGGAGAAGGAGAACGAACACACCUUUUCGAUUUUCAAUACAACACGACGCUCAUUCUAGUCGAGAAACUUUCAUAAUUACAGAUAUUCUUCACACGGUGAAACACUAUAAACAUUAGCUAAACAAUAAACAAAAUAAAGACCUUCCCCACCAAAACAACAGAAACAAAACAAACCAAGCAAAAAAAAAAACAAUAAGAAAUAAGCGAAAAAGUAAAAAAAAAAAGAAAAGAAAAUAGAGGAAAAGAUAACAGAAUUAAACGAAUUACAAAUAGGCCACAACAGCCAAGUUUUCCAAAUCAGUGUGCGGACGAUCCACAAAGAUCGAACAUAACUCAAUCCUGAAAUCGAGAGGUAAUUGCCAACAGACGCAGCUCGAGCUGCGCAUCUCUUCGCAUAACAACAUAAUAACAAUCAAUUCGGAGCCGGAAGUAGUGAACAUUAACGGAUCCGGAAACGGGAUUAACGGCAAUCCGAGAUCCGUUAACGGGGAAAGGGGUAAAUAAACAAAUCGACGAAGGUGGAAAGAGAUCAAAGGCUUUUGGAGCGAAGGGGACGACGAAGGGUCAAGAUGCAUAUUGAAAUCCAGGUGGCUCUCAACUUUGUCAUAUCCUAUCUCUAUAACAAAUUGCCGCGCAGACGUGUAAACAUAUUCGGCGAGGAGUUGGAAAAGGCGUUGCGCGACAAGUUCCAGGGUCACUGGUACCCAGAGAAGCCCUUUAAGGGCUCUGCUUAUCGUUGCUUGAAAACCGGGGAUCCCAUUGAUUCGGUUCUCGAACGGGCGGCGAGGGAAAGUGGAGUGCCCAUCGGUGAUAUUCUGGAAAACUUGCCCAAUGAACUGUCCGUUUGGGUUGAUCCCGGGGAGGUUUCAUUCCGCAUUGGCGAAAAGGGAGCAGUGAAGAUACUCUACACGGAGAACAAUGAGAACCACGAGGACAGUCACUCGGCGGACCGCGAGGUCACCAAGAUGUUCAAUCCGGAGGCGCAGUGCUUUCGUCCGAUCGAUGCGGUCAACACGACCAUGAACAACUUGAGCCUCAGCCCGAAGGCACUUCCAUUGACGCUGCCCCAGGCAGGAUCCUCGCCGCACUCGGCCGCCUCCAGUUCGCCGACGUACAAGGGCAGUCCGAAUCCGACGAUCUCCGGCAGCUGCAGUUCCGGAGCAUCCGGAGCUGGUUCGGGAACGGGCUCCGGCUCCGGCUCCGGAUCUGGAUCCGGAUCGACAUUGGGACCUGGCCCAGGUGCCGCUCCAGUGCCAGUGACCGGCAACAGUGCGUCGGCCAAUGCAGCUGCCGCCGCAUUUAUGCAGCGCGGCAAUCAGGCGCCGCUCACUUUCACAACGGCCACCUUCGCGCAGACCAAAUUCGGCAGCACCAAGCUGAAGACCAGCUCCAAGCGCACAAACAGCAGCGCCUACCGCAUGUCGCCCACUGAAUUCUCCAACUACAUCAAGCAACGAGCGAUGCAGCAGCAAAUGCACCACGGCCACGCCGGAGUUGUGCCAUCGGGCGGAUCAUCGGUGUCAACGUUUGGUGGCUUGGACGCCGUAUCUCCAGCCCGAUCCCUUUCGCCGAACCCCCUCUCAUUGGGCGGCAGCAGUCAGACGACCAGCGGCACAGCAGCCGAUCCCUUCUACUAUCCGAACAUGGCAAUCGGUCUUUAUCCGCAAUUCGGCAAUCCACGCAGCCUGUUCGAACCUCACUUCAAUGCAGAUGCCAAUUUGGGUCUCUUUUUCGGCGCUGGAACUGGAGGAGCCACAAUGACCACCGCCGCAGCCGCCGCCGCCGCUGGCGGAGGUGCCAACAAGUAUAGUACUUAUCUGGAGCCGUGCUACUUUGGCAAUUCACAGCUGCCGCAGCAACAGAAUCGAGGCGGUUCGAUCGGCAUGGAUCGAUCGAAUAGCAAUGAAAGUUGCUUUGGAUUGAAUGUAGAUUGUGGCCUUGAGGAUGCAUCAACAUCAUCGGUGGUCGGCGUAACUGUUGCCGUUGCAAUGGCCGGUGAUUCAUCGCCGGAUAUUAGUCCCUUAAGUACUCCCACCGUGGGCGUGGCCGGUUCGGAGAAUUCGACAGGCAACAACUUUAACACAACAACCGUUCCAUCGACCAGUAAUAAUCAUCAGCAGCAGCAGCAGCAGCAGUCCCAACAGCAGCCAGCUGCUCAGGAACCGUCCUCGGGAAACAGCAAUAGCAACUCGAACAGCAAACUGAUUGAUGGCAUUAGCUCUUUCUAUGGCACUGGAUCGUCGUAUCAACAAUUGUUGGUUGCCAACUAGAGUUACCUCGAGAACUAGUCAUCCAUAAAAGAGCAUCCGCCGUAGGUUGUUUAUCCAACAAAUCAAAAAAAAAAAAAAAGAAAAGAAAAAGAUAGGUCGACAAUGAUGACUAGAAGUUGGAUACUCAGGGCUGCAGGAAUAAUAGGAAUAGCAAAGAACUGAUAAUGCAGUUUUGAGAGAAGAAGAGAGGGAAGCGGAAGCACCUACGAUAGGAGAAGAAAUGGGUUAAGGUGAAGUCGAAGCCAAAAAGGGGAAUGAGGAGGGACAAUAUAGAAUUACAAUCCUUUGCCAUUUUGGAUAGCCAUGCAACAAGUGUCCUUGCAAGAAGAACAGCGACAUUGGAUGCAAAUCUAUGAGAACGAACCAUUCGAUUCGAUGCGAUGUUGGACUCCCACACAAUAUGAAACACAAAAGAAAAUCACUCUGAUGUUUAAGCGAGCUAUAAGAAGAAGUAUAUACAGAUGCAUAUAUAUGUUGAUAGGACCAAACACCAACAAACUGCGAGAGUACUGUGUGUGGGGACCUAUAAAUGUAGAUAUGCACGUGAACUAUAUACAGACAUGUAUCAGCCAUAAAACAAUAUUUAUUUUGUUAUUAAAAUCAGCAUAGAGAGCAAAGUAAAGUUUCUUUCUGGUGUCAGGAGCGUGCAUAGAAUAAAUAACUAAGCGUAAAGCAGAAAUACAUAUGUACACAGGUGUAGCCAUAGGCACAUACAACAUAUGUUUGCCACACAACACAAGCAAAUGAUAUAAAACCAACAAACCAAUAAGCAACCAAAAAUAAUACCACAAAUAUAUAUAUAUACAUAUAUAUAUAUAUAUAAAAGGACAAAUAGAAUGUCUCAACUAAUUGUUUUUACUUGUUAUGAAUAUAUAUAAAUAUAUAUAUAUACAUAUAAAUAUAUUUAAUUAUCCAACUUAGGAUCAACUUUUACAUUAAGUUUUUAAUUAGUUGUAAAUUAAAGAUAAGAUCAUUUUUGUAGAUCAAGUUGCUAAACAAACAAAAAAAAAAAAAGGAAAAAAACACAACAUACACAUGUAUAUUGAUAAAAGUCAACAUUGUUAUUAAUAGAGAUGCAACUUGCAUACCCUGAGCAUCCUGACCCGUGAAAAAAAAUUAUUUGCAGCAGUAGUCCUUCUUCCGAUUCUCUGUAUUUUUAGAAAAUAUUAUUUUGUAUUUUGUAUACGUCUUAAAGCUAACUAGCAAACGAAGAUACUUUACUGUAUUCAGUUUUGAAAAUAUUAAAAAAAACGAUUACAUUUUUAUAACUGAAAAAAUGAUCCAAAGAACUUGUUUGGUAUCUGAAGUUUUUCUUCCUUAAUCAUUUUGUACAAAUGCCUUGGUGAGUUAGUUAAUUUGCCAAAAUUUUAAACUUGACAAAAGAACCCCGAAUAAUGUCGCUUAAACUGUUUACAAAACCACCAGGUUCUAGGUACCCCGCUGAUAGACUGGAAAAUAUUUAAGAGAAAUAAGAACAAAACCCCACAAAUUUGCUCAAAAAUUAGGACGUACCGUGUAGCCCAACUCUUAAAAGUAAACAUUUGAAAGCGACUUUCUCUUGUCCGAAAUGCACCAAGAGCUAACUUUUAAAAUUAUAAAGUAUUUUGCGAAAGCUUUAACCGCUGCAGAGAGUCAAAAAAAAAUUAUUCCUACACUUUUUUACAUGAUCAAAAUGAAAUAAUUCGAAAAAUCAAAGACUAGGAAAAAGGACUCUUUAGUUUUCCGUAAAAUUCAAAAGCGUUAGGAAAUGUAUUUCUAAAUUUGAGAUUCUUUUAGCGAAUGCUAACCAAACCUUAACUUCCUGAGUCCUAAAUUAUCCGACAUUUAAUUGUUUUGCCACAAAACUUCUUUGAGCAAUCGAUCUUAUUGAGAAAAACUCAUAUACCAGAUAUAUAGUGUACAAGUUAUGAUUUUAUUGAUAGUGCCAAGGUCGCCGGGUCACUGCUAGUUUUUUUUUUACCCCAAGAUACAAGUUAUGCAAGCUGUGAAAAGCUUUUAAGUAAAGUAAAAUAAAAACCAAAUAAUAAAAUUGAAGAAAUUUUAUAUUUUCGUUGUGUGUUAUAUUGUAUGUAUUACCAUUUGACUUCGUAUUUUUUUUGUAUAUAUAUAUCUAUUUUUAUAUGAACAUUUGUAAUUUUUAUAAAUCGAGUACAGUAAAAAAAAUUUUAUACUUUUUAUAUGGGCUUACGUGAAAAUACCUUGCGCUAUAUAAUUGCUUACUUUAAUUAAAAACAAAUGAAGAAAAAAGAAACCGAGAGAGCAUUUUUGUUUAAUUUAUAUGAGUCUCCCUGAUGAAACACAACAAGUUAAUGUAAAUAAGUAAUUUCUUAUAUAGUUUCCUUUGUUCCGAAUUUAACGGCAAACACUUCUCAAUGUAUGUUGUUUAUUGAAAGUAUAGUGGGUUUAUGAAAGUAUGAAAGUACUUAGAAGAUAAGAUAAUAAAUGAAAUAACAAAAAUGUAGUCAGCAAUGGAAUUCAUUCUAUGUGUAUCUUGUUAAGGAACAUUUGUAAUUUAUGAAAACAUUUUUUUAAUGGCCUAGUCAGCAACAAGAGCAAAAGGAAUGUGGGAAACUGGACGAAAGGGGAAGAUUUUCAGCUUUUGAGAACUGUAUUCGAUAUGUACCUACACAUCUGAUAGAUGUGUGUAUCUAAACCUACCACUGAAAACAGAAAUUUAAUGAAACAUUUAAGUACCUUAACGACGCUUCUAAUUAUAGCUACUGUGACCACGAACAAGAGUCAAAAUCAAAGCCAAGCCAACAAGAAAUGCUAAUUCAAUCGAAUUACAGAUUGCAGAUUGCAUUGGGCCUAGCUUUUCCAAUUCUGAUCAUGGUAGCGAAUAAGUACCUACAGACAGACAAACAUACACACACCAUUUGACAUGCACACAUUAAGGAUUAGGCACGUUUUUUUCUUAGAUAUAUUAGAGUGUAUUUAAAUUACAAACAAAUUAAACAGAAAACAAGAAAUUUUGUACUUUUAUAUAUAUGAUGAGUAUAUAUAUAUUCGUAUACAGUAUACAUAUGAAUGCCUCUAACGGUUCAACUAAACGGAUUCUCAAUGUAUUUUUUGUAUGUCUCUCAGAAUGGCAGGCAUGAAAACCAAACCAACAAACUUAUAUUCGUAAUGUUAGAAAUUGUCUUACAUGCCAUAUAUUCUAUAAGUAAGCAUAUUUGUAUGGCACAAGUAUAGGCCCCGAAAUGUAUGCUAUCUGCCAACCUAUCUUUACCUGAAUCAUAGUGGGAAAUGGAAAGAUAUGAUGGGAAGAGUAUUGUGGGAGAAUACCGAUUGCUUGCUUAUAAAACUAUUCUAUUGUGAUUGUGAUAACAAUGUAAGGCACAGAGAUACAGAUACAGAGAAGUACAGAAACCGAUGUGGAAAUGGCUAACAAUAUUCAUACAUAUGUAUAUGUACAUAAACGGGAAUAAAUUAAAAUAAAGUAUCCGCCUAUCAUCGAUGUCCACCAACUUUAAAUUUUAACUCGAUCGAGAUGAAAAUGUAUCCGACCGAUCUAAUAAGCAAAAUGAACCAUAAGGUAGAUACACAAAUAUACAAACAUAUUUUACAAUAUGAAAGAAAUAAAAACCACACACCAACCAACAUUUUAAUACACACUUAAAAUGAAGAAAUGCUGAUUCCAAGCAAAUCAAGCAAGAUGUAGAAACAAUUCACUAACUAAAGUAAAGAGCGAUAUUGGUAUGUAUUUAGCUACAAGGACGACAACAAAAAAUAUAAAUAAUACAGCUUUUUAUACCUCAGAUAUGUUUCUAUAUGUAUGUAAAUGUACGAAGAGAUAUCUCACGCAAUGCAAAGUAACAUUAAAACCAAAUUUAAGUAAAUUAAGCCCACUUAUUGUCGAUAAGGUUCAUAAGUACAGAUAUUUUGAUAGGUAGUUAGAUGAACAACUCAUUUACGAAUGUAACUUUUAUAUAUUUUUUUAGGAAACUUGUUUAAUUGAUACGCGAUUUCCAAACAUAAAUCUAAAUGUGCAUUACCAACCACAAUUGUGUGGCCCAGACUCUUAAAUAGUAUUUCCGGAAAUUGGUUAGUGGACAGAUCUGGAUGUUAGCGUGAAAAAAAAACAUUGCAUAUAUAUAUAAUAUAUAUAUAUAUAUAUAUAUAGAUAUCAUAAUACAACUGAAAAAGUAUCAGCAUAUAAGCAACUGUACUUUGUAUCAUAAGUGUUAUAUUCUUUCCAAAUUAUCGGGCUUACAAACAAAAAUUUAUCUGAUACAAAAUAUUUUCUCAUGCGUGUCUAGAUUUUACAUAUGUACAUAAAACGAUAUGUACGUAUGUAUGUAUUUAUAUUCCUAAUUAACACCAAGCAUGAAUAUGAAAUUUUAUGUGAUCUGAGUUCUCCAGUUAUUUUCUGUUAAAUAAGGCAUAUGUACAUAUAUAUAAGUAAAGGCUGAGAAGGCAUACAGACAUACAUUUACUGCACAUAUGUACGGAUGAAUAUUUGUAUGUAAAACUAUGUUUUAAACUUCAAUUCAAAUAAAAUGUGGUACCGAUUGAUA